Messenger RNA from Mizuhopecten yessoensis (Yesso scallop), 2031 nucleotides. RefSeq names its product protein phosphatase 1K, mitochondrial-like. Lineage: Eukaryota; Metazoa; Mollusca; Bivalvia; Pectinida; Pectinidae. The transcript is spliced from 5 exons. Gene Ontology annotation, molecular function: protein serine/threonine phosphatase activity. Gene Ontology annotation, biological process: protein dephosphorylation. The coding region runs from base 245 to 1585 and encodes 446 amino acids. The record is from RefSeq and is a predicted model, not a curated record.
CUUCGACAUCCGCUUGUUUACAAGUUGAAACUGAAAGUCGAACUGCAGACGAUAGGAAGGUUAUCUCAGAUUUCAUCCAUGAUAAAAUACAAACACACGAUGGUUACAUGAAAGGAAUCUGAUAAACCUACAUGUCUGAAGAUGAACGCGACUGGAGGUGUAGCACGGAAACAAAAAAAAAACACCUUUUAAGAAAACUGUUUACGAUGAGCUUCACAAAUGCAGGCUUAUAUGAACACUAAAAAUGAAUACAACAUUUACAACCCUAUCGAGAGGCACAAGGCUUGUCUCAAAUACUGGCUGGCAAUCUUGUCAUACUGGUAUUCUCUGUUGUCAUAGAAACAAAGACACCACAAGGGAGAUAACUCCACGAAAGAAGUGUUAUUGCUCAGAAAGCAGACACCCAGUCUGUAAUGAAUUGCUUAGACGACAAAAAACACAGUUUUCACAAAGUAAAGACCAAUUUGGCCAAACCUCUCGACUCUACUCCAGUUUAACAGUUUGUGAUAAGAGAUACGGAGGCAAACAAAAUGAAUUUCUGUUGAGAAAUGAUUGCCCUUCCUCUGUGUGUAUGCCAACAAGACGUGUGGGUGUUCUGUCUGACCCAGAAAACAAGGGAAAGAAACAAGUUGGUAUCAACUUUGACACCAUUGGGAGUUGGAACAAUCGUAUCAAUAUGCCUAUUCUUAUGAAAGAAAGCAUACAAACAGGAAAGCUGAUCCCUCAGAUUCCACUGGAGAAGAUUGGAACAGCAUCCCUACUUGGCCGUCGGAACAGGAAUGAAGACAGAUAUGCCAUCAAGAAAUUGUCCCCAGAAUAUUUGUAUUUCGGGAUAUUUGAUGGACACAACGGAGACUUGGCUUCUGCGUACUUGGAAAGUCAAAUGAGCAAUAACCUGUCCCUAUGGUUGUCAAGGGAACAAGACAACAGUGUGGUUCUAAGACAGUCAUUUAUAGAUGUCAACAACAGUCUCGCCAGAAAUUUAUCAUUCUACUGUCUAGGUGACGAACAGUUCAGUGCUGGAAGUACAGCCACUGUCUGUCUGUUACAACACAGCACUGAACUGACGAUUGGCCAUGUUGGGGACACACGAGCUCUCCUAUGUCGGGGAGGUAAAUCAAUCGCCCUCACUCAAGAUCAUCACCCUGACAAUAUAGAGGAAAGAAAGCGAAUCGAGGCUUGUGGUGCAGUCAUCACACCAAACAGUCUGGGGACGCCCAAAGUCAACGGAAAUCUCAGUAUGACGCGCUGUAUUGGUAAUCUCCCUUUGAAGAAAUAUGGUGUUACAGAACAUCCAGAAAUACAGACAAAAAAGCUUGACCACGGCCGUGAUGCCUUUCUAGCGCUGAUCAGUGAUGGGGUCAGUUUUGUUCUGAGUGACCAAGAGGUUGUGGACAUAACAUGCAGCUGUACUCACCCCCAGGAGGCAGCAAAUCGUGUAACUGACCAGGCCCUACAGUUUGGGUCCGAGGACAACACAACCUGCGUGGUUAUCCCCCUUGGUGCCUGGGGUAAAUACAGCACAGAUACAGGGACUAUACAGUACAGCUUUGGUAGAACAUUUGUACCAAUUCGAGAUUCAUAAUUGUAAGAGUUAUUCCCCUUUGUGGAUGUUUUCAGUCUGGAAAUUAUUUUAGUCAGAAGAAAAUGUGAUAUGCUGAUUAUUUCCCUUUGUGUUAACAGCUCUGCAGGUAUUUGGAUGAUUCUGUACAUCUUAGCGAAACACUGGUUCCUUUUCUCAGUCUAAGGGUGCAUGUAUUUCAGCCAGAAGACAGGAUGACCUUCUUGAUUAUCCCCUGUUGUAGCAAGAAUUACUUCCCUGCUUUUGGCAAGAAAGCAGCUCAUUGUGGCUAUGUCUGUCAGAACUUUUUCGUUAUUCGUAGAAUUUAUUUCCUUCAGAGGAAAUAAAAGCCUGCAUGAUUAUCUCCCUUACAGCAUGAGCCAGUUACAGGGAAGAUGCAGAGAAGAUGCAGGGAAGAUACAGUAUAUAAACACGAAUAAAGUCUUAAUACAAUGUUUGUUAUUUGAAAA